AACAGCAAGCGUGUGUGUGCGUGCGUGCUUGUGUGUGUGUGAGUGUCUGAGUGAGUGAGAGAGUGAGUGAGUGAGAGAAAGCGAGCAAAGAGAGCGUGAGAGUGUGUGCCUGUGGGUCAGAGUGUGAAGAUGUUACCGUUAUCCAUCAAAGACGACGAGUACAAACCGGCCAAGUUUAACCUGCUGCUCAAAUUGUCGGGAUGGUUCAGGUCGAUUCUCGCCGAUAAAACGUCCAGAAAUCUGUUUUUCUUCCUCUGUCUGAACCUCUCCUUCGCCUUUGUGGAGCUGACCUAUGGGCUAUGGAGUAACAGUUUAGGUCUGAUCUCAGACUCCUUCCACAUGUUCUUUGACUGCACUGCCCUGCUGGCGGGUCUGGCAGCCUCGGUCAUUUCCAGGUGGAGGUCUAACGACAGCUUCUCGUACGGUUACGUGAGAGCAGAGGUUCUGGCUGGAUUCGUCAACGGCCUCUUCCUCAUCUUCACUGCUUUCUUCAUCUUCUCCGAAGGAGUGGAGAGAGCUCUGGAGCCUCCGGAUGUUCACCACGAGCGGCUACUGCCCGUCUCCGUUGCAGGCCUGCUGGUCAAUCUGGUCGGGAUCUUUGUGUUUCAGCAUGGAGGACAUGGUCACUCGCAUGGGGACGGAGGUCACGGCCACAGUCACUCGCUGUUUAACGGGAGCCUGAGCCACGGUCACAGUCACGGCGGACACGAGCACCAGGCCAAGCACGGUCACGGAGGACACGGACACAGUCACGAUGGACAUGGGGGACAUGGACACGGUCACGGGCACGGAGAUCAUGGACAUGGAGGACACGGACACAGCCACAGCAGCCACGAGGAGCCACACUGUCACGAUGAGCUGCAUACACCGGGAAAAGGCUCCAGCAAGCAAAUCCUGCAAGGCGUCCUGCUACACAUCAUCGCGGACACGCUGGGGAGCAUCGGCGUCAUCAUCUCCGCCCUGCUGAUGCAGAAAUACGAGCUGAUGAUCGCCGACCCGAUCUGCUCCAUGCUGAUCGCCAUCCUCAUCGGAGUCAGCGUGGUGCCCUUACUGAAGGAGUCCAUUGGGAUCCUGAUGCAGAGAACGCCUCCUUCCCUGGACGCCUCUCUGCCUGCGUGCUACCAGAGGGUGCAGCAGCUGCAGGGCGUCUACAACCUGCAGGAGCCUCACUUCUGGACGCUGUGCACCGACGUCUACAUCGGCACGCUAAAGCUGCUCGUCGCUCCAGACGCAGACACCCGCUGGAUCCAGAGCCAGACGCACAACAUAUUCACACAGGCGGGGGUCCGACAGUUGUAUGUCCAGAUCGACGUAGCCGCCAUGUAGAAGCGCAGCUCGCUCCUCCACACCUGGGACCAAUCACAUUCAGUCUGCAGCUGACCCCGCCCCCUCCGAGCUGCUGCAGGACAGACUGAGACAAGAGGGGGAGGGGCCAAAGAACUGAUGGACUCACAAGCACCACCUCCAUGUUUGUUUGUUUUUUGUUUUGUUUUUUGUUUUUGUUUGCCUGUUCAUGUUGGUGGGUGGUAGCCGCCGCCCCUCCCCCUUCCUGCACUUUGUAGACUGGUGUAUUCUGGGUAAGUGCCUUCAUCAUUGAUCAGAGACAAUCUGAGCCCCUCCUACUACCGGUGGCAUCACUGCUGGGGGCCUGCUGAUUGGUCCAGAGAGCGUGGUGUCACUUUGUUUUUAAUGUGCCAAAACAAUGUGACCAGAAAAAGGGGUCCACUCUCUUUAUUUAUUUUUUUUUUUUAAAGCCGCAUUAAUCAUUUCUGUUAUUGAUCAUUUCCAUUUUCAUGGACCACAACACAGCUGUUGUGGAUUGGAGGACAAAAAAAAGUUGCAUCAUAACUCAUCUUUAUGUUUUUUUUCUGUUUUGAAGUCAGUUUAUUUUUUAAGGUUUUUUUAUGAGCUGUACUGUUCUUUAAAGGUGAUUUCACAUGGAAGCAUCCCGUCUACAAACUGCAUUAAAGCCUGAGCUGACUUCAACUGGA
Salarias fasciatus (jewelled blenny) is the source of this 1991-nucleotide messenger RNA. It is a transcript of the gene slc30a7, whose product is annotated as solute carrier family 30 member 7. Gene Ontology annotation, molecular function: zinc ion transmembrane transporter activity. The transcript is spliced from 11 exons. The record is from RefSeq and is a predicted model, not a curated record. Gene Ontology annotation, cellular component: membrane; Golgi apparatus; cytoplasmic vesicle. The coding region runs from base 130 to 1326 and encodes 398 amino acids. Gene Ontology annotation, biological process: zinc ion import into Golgi lumen; intracellular zinc ion homeostasis. NCBI's taxonomy places the organism in Eukaryota, Metazoa, Chordata, Actinopteri, Blenniiformes, Blenniidae.